Messenger RNA from Diprion similis, 1617 nucleotides. Its product is annotated as myrosinase 1-like. Gene Ontology annotation, biological process: carbohydrate metabolic process. The transcript has 8 exons. The record is from RefSeq and is a predicted model, not a curated record. Gene Ontology annotation, molecular function: beta-glucosidase activity. Bases 12 to 1514 code for a protein of 500 amino acids. NCBI's taxonomy places the organism in Eukaryota, Metazoa, Arthropoda, Insecta, Hymenoptera, Diprionidae.
CUAGUGUCACGAUGGAUCGUUACUUUGUCGGGUUGAUUACUUGCUUCACAUUUACGACAGUAUCCUGCUGCGACAUCGUCAAGCUAACUUUCCCAAGUGGAUUUCGCUUUGGAGCCGCAACUGCCUCGUACCAGAUCGAAGGGGCCUGGAAUGUCAGCGACAAGGGGGAAAAUAUCUGGGACUAUUGGACCCACAACUACCCAGAAUACAUUGCCGAUGGCACCAACGGUGACAUAGCCUGCGAUUCUUACCACAAAUACGAAGAGGAUGUACAACUCAUUAAGUCUGCAGGAUUAGAUUUCUAUCGAUUUUCCAUCAGCUGGUCACGCGUCCUUCCGACAGGCUUUACGAACGUAAUUAGCGAGGACGGGCUCCAGUACUACAAAAACUUGACCGCGGAGUUAGUGGCGAACGGCAUCGAGCCGAUAGUGACGAUAUAUCACUGGGAUCAUCCCCAAGUCAUAGAAGAUAUGGGGGGAUGGACGAACGAGCUGAUGGUCGAUUGGUUCGUCGAUUAUGCCAGGGUCCUGUUCGAGGCGCUAGGAGAUACUGUGAAAAAAUGGAUCACCAUCAACGAACCUCGCAACAUCUGCCUCCUCGGAUACGAAGACACGCAAAAGGCUCCGGGAAAGGUGAUUCCUGGCAUCGGGGCGUACCUCUGCAUGCACAACGUCCUGAAGGCGCACGGCAAAACUUAUCGAAUGUACGACGAAGAGUUUCGCGAUAUCCAGCAGGGCAUUAUUGGCAUAGCAUUUUCGCUUUUUACAAUAAUACCAGCGAACUCUAGCGACACUGUAUCAGCCGAGGUAGGCUUCCAAUUUCAAAUAGGAUGGAAUACUCAUCCCAUAUACAUUGGAGAUUAUCCGGAGGUUAUGAAGACCAGGAUAGCCAUGAUCAGCGAAGCUCAAGGUUACCCGAGGUCCCGCCUCCCCGAAUUCACGGACGAAUGGAUCGCCAUCAUCAAUGGUAGCUCCGAUUUCUUUGGAGCGAACCUUUACACGUCGGGACUCGCCUAUCCUGACCCUGACGAGGAGCUCGGCAUUUACAACUCAGACAGCGGUAUCAUACUCGAAGUCAAUUCGAGCUGGCCACAGGCGGCCUCCAGCUGGUUAUACGUCUAUCCUCCAGGAUUUGGAUACAUGCUUCGCCAGAUCAGGGACUACUACAACAACCCGCCGGUAUGGAUAACGGAGAACGGCUACUCGGACAAAGGCGAGUUGGAAGAUUAUGACAGAAUCAGCUACUUCUACGACUACCUGAGGGAACUGCUCAUCGCGUUAAAACGAGACGGAUGCGACAUCCGAGGUUACGCUAUUUGGAGUCUGAUGGACAAUUUCGAGUGGCAAGACGGCAUUGCGGAUAAAUUCGGUAUCUACAGCGUGGACUUUGACGAUCCUGCCAGAGCCAGGUCGUCCAAGCUGUCAACAGCAUGGUGGGCGAAGGUUACUUCAACUCGUAAGCUUCAGCGUGUUCCAACGAACAGUAAUGCUCGAAUUAAGCUGCCCUGGGAGUGACAGCUUUCACUGUCUUCUUAAAUGAGGAAUUUCAAAAGGUAGAACGGAAUCGAGAUAACCUUUCAAGAACAGUUCGCACAAAGAAUUCCUCUCGGUUUCUACC